Messenger RNA from Chlorocebus sabaeus (green monkey), 5931 nucleotides. RefSeq names its product bile acid-CoA:amino acid N-acyltransferase (gene BAAT). Gene Ontology annotation, cellular component: peroxisome. The record is from RefSeq and is a predicted model, not a curated record. Gene Ontology annotation, biological process: acyl-CoA metabolic process; fatty acid metabolic process. Gene Ontology annotation, molecular function: fatty acyl-CoA hydrolase activity. NCBI's taxonomy places the organism in Eukaryota, Metazoa, Chordata, Mammalia, Primates, Cercopithecidae.
UUUGGUAUAUUUUCAAAUGAAAAGAAAAUUUUUCCUGUAUUUUACAAUUACUUGGCAUCAUGCUGCCCUUCACAUUAGAAGCAUUUCCCCAUAUUUUUAAAUAGACAAGAAUAAAAAAUUUGAUUAAUAGCAUAUUAUUGUGUAAUUAGAUAUCAUGCAAUUAUUUAACCAAUAUUCAAUUGGCUAUUUAAAUUGUUCCCAGUGUUUUGCUUUUCUGUUCUAAUCUUGCUUUUCUAGUUCUUAGAGAAUUGGUCUGCCAUAAAUCUUUCUACCCAGAAGUAGAAGCUACUUGAAUUUCUUGACCCUAAACCUAGGAAUGAACAAUUCGGUCCUGCUUCUUUGAUUCAUAAUCCCAUUAGCACAUAUUCUGUGAAUCCUAAAACACAAAGUGACAAGGACCUUGAAAUUUUCACUAGGUGCAAAAAUCCUAAAGCUUUUACUUAAAAGGUUUCCAAAUUUAAAAAUAGUCAGUAACCUCUGAUCCCAUAGAAUUCCAAAGUUAAUCUUAGCUGUACAGUAACAGACUGGAGCAACCAUCAAAGUUCUGCUUUCCAUCAUGAAAUACCAAAUUCAAAAUAUGUUAACACUGAUGUAACAAUAAUAUACUAUCCGUAUUCCAAUUUCACCAAUGCCCUGUAAUGGCCUUUAUAACAAUUUCACCUCCAAUCUAGGAUCCAAUCCUGGUUUAUUUAGUUGGUCAUUACUAAUGUUUCUUGGUCUCAUUUAUUCUUCAGUAAAUUUUUUCGAGUAAUUGAUUUCAUAUAAGUUAUCAAAUUAGUUAGCAUAAAAUUGUUCAUAAUAUUCCCUAAUUAAUGUCAACUGGAUCUAUAAUAACAAGCCCACUUUCAUUUUGAGUUGUUAUUUGUGUCCUAUCUUGUUUUUAUUUAAUCCAUCUAGGUUGUAGUUUAUCCGUUUUUUAGCUUUGCCUUCCUUAAAAAUUAUAUUAUUAUUCAUCAUUCAGUUUGAAAUAUUUCCUAAUUUCCAGUGUGAUUUCUUUUUGACUCAUGACUUAUUAUCUAUCUAUCUAUAUAUACACACACAUAUAUAAAAAUGUUUGAUUUUCAAAUAUUUGGGAGUUUUCUAGUGUGUAUUAAUAACUGUUAUUAAUUUCUAAUUUCAUUGAGAAUAUAUGAUUUCAAUAUUUUUACAUAUAUCAAGAUUUUAUGGUCUAACUUAUGGCCUAUCUUGUUGAACAUGCCAUGUACAUUUGAAGUUGUUGAGGCGAUUAGGGUAAGGUCAUUAUAGUGUUCAAAUCUAUGCCUUUACUGAUUUUUUUCAAGUUUUCUACCAAUUGUUAAAAGAGGGAUUUAAACACCUCCACUCAUGGUUACGAAAUUGUCUAUUUUUCCUAUUUUUUUUUCUGUCAAUUUUUGCCCCAUAUAUCUUGAAAUCCAUUAUUUGGAUUUAUGAUUUUUAUGACCUUGUCAUAUAGAUAUAUGAUAUUUAUAAUCUUUCAUUACUACUUUAGGUUUCUUAUGCUUACUGUUGCAUGGUAUGUAUUUUUUUCAUUUACUUACUUGAAUUCCGUUAAUGUAAACUACAUUAAUAAUUUUUCACCACAAUCCAGACUCUCAGUAAUCCUUUCCUUGCUUUUGUUUAAAUAUUUACUCCGAAAGUGUGGCCUAUAGUUUUAGUUCAGCAAAUAUAAAUUUGUAAGAUUUAUUUAUGUGUAUUUAUGACUAGUUUCUAACAACAUUAUGUUUAUAAGAUUCAUCCAGGUUAUUGCAUGUCAUUGUAAUUCAUUUAUUUUUAUUCUCUAGAAGAGGAAUUGCUGGGUCAAAAGUUAUUCAUAUUGUCACAUUUAUUAGACAUUGUCAAAUUGCUUUCCGAAGUGGUGGUACCAAUUUAUAUUCCCUUAGUAUGGCUUCAGUCUGAGUGAUUUGCUUCCUAACUAACUCUUAUUUUUAGAAUUUUUAAUUUUUGCCAACCUUAUAGGUAUGAAAUAUACCCCAUAAUUUUAAUUUGCAUUUCUUUGAUAAUAAAUGAGUUAAGCCUUUUCCCAUAUACUUAUGCUUGUGUCUCAUUGUCUGUUAAGUACCUGUUUAAGACUUUUUCUCAUAUUCACCUGAGAUUUUUAGACAUUACAUUUUUAGGAAUAUUUUAUGUAUCCUAGUUAAUAAUUCUUAAUCAAUUGUAUCUGUAGCAUAAGUCUUGCAAGGUAGUAGCUUGUAGUUUUCAAGUAUUUUAUGGAGUAUUUGACUGAUCAGACUUCCUUAAAAUUAAGUUGAAUUUACCAGUAGUUUCCUUUAAGUUUGUACUUUUUAAAUGCUCUUAUCAUCUCAAAAAAGAUCCAAAACUUUUAUAGAGAUAGUCCUUUUAUUGUUGUGUAAAAUCCUACCAACACUCCAUUCUAUAGCUAUUUCAAGAAACUGUGUGAAUUAGUUGAGGAGGAUUAGUGGGAGAUUUGGUGCUCCCCAAAUUCUGAAAGUGGGGCUUGAGUAUUUUAUUACUCAUUACUGUGAUCACAUUUGUAUUUUUCAGCUUUUGUUGUCUCAGGAAAGAAAACAUUUGCAAAUGCAGAUCCCUUCAGAAGUUACCUUGAGUAUUUUAUUGCAGAAGAAAAAUAUGCCCUAAUGGUACCAAUAGGGGUCAAACAACUUCUAUAAAGAAAAUUACUAAAAUAUGUUUUGCUGAAGAUAUUCCUGAAGAAUCAUUCCAGGUGCCACACUAAAAAAAUGAUCCAGUUGACAGCUACCCCUGUGAGUGCACUUGUUGAUGAGCCAGUGCACAUCCAAGCUACAGGCCUGACUCCCUUUCAGAUGGUGAGUUUUCAGGCAUCACUGGAAGAUGAAAGUGGAAACAUGUUUUAUUCUCAAGCCCACUAUAGGGCCAAUGAAUUUGGUGAGGUGGACCUGAAGCAUGCUUCUUCACUUGGAGGGGAUUAUAUGGGAGUCCACCCCAUGGGUCUCUUCUGGUCUCUGAAACCUGAAAAGCUAUUAACAAGACUGUUGAAAAAAGAUGUGAUGAAUAAGCCUUUCCAGGUCCAAUUAAAACUUUAUGACUUAGAGUUAAUAGUGAACAAUAAAGCUGCCAGUGCUCCAAAGGCCAGCCUGACUUUGGAGAGGUGGUAUGUGGCACCUGGUGUCACACGAAUUCAGGUUCGAGAAGGCCGCCUUCGAGGAGCUCUCUUUCUCCCUCCAGGAGAGGGUCGCUUCCCAGGGGUGAUUGAUUUGUUUGGUGGUUUGGGUGGGCUGCUUGAAUUUCGGGCCAGCCUCCUAGCCAGUCGUGGCUUUGCCUCCUUGGCCUUGGCUUACUUUAACUAUGAAGACCUGCCCGCCAAACCAGAAGUAACAGAUUUGGAAUAUUUUGAGGAGGCUGCCAACUUUCUCCUGAGACAUCCGAAGGUCUUUGGCCCAGGCGUUGGGGUAGUCUCUGUAUGUCAAGGAGUACAGAUUGGACUAUCUAUGGCUGUUAACCUAAAGCAAGUCACAGCCACGGUACUUAUUAAUGGAACUAACUUUCCUUUUGGCAUUCCACAGGUGUAUCGUGGUAAGAUCUAUCAGCCCUUUCCCUAUUCUGCACAAUUAAUAUCCACCAGUGCCUUGGGGUUACUAGAGCUCUAUCGCAUUUAUGAGACAACUGAAGUUGGGGCCAGUCAAUAUUUGUUUCCUGUUGAAGAGGCCCAGGGGCAUUUCCUCUUCAUUGUAGGAGAAGGCGAUAAGAUUAUCAACAGCAAAGCACAUGCUGAACAAGCCAUAGGACAGCUGAGGAGACAUGGGAAGAACAACUGGACCCUGCUAUCUUACCCUGGGGCAGGCCACCUGAUAGAACCUCCCUAUUCUCCUCUGUGCUGUGCCUCAAUGACCCGCGAUUUGAAGUUACACUGGGGAGGAGAAGUGAUUCCACACGCAGCUGCACAGGAACAUGCUUGGAAGGAGAUCCAGAGAUUUCUCAGGAAGCACCUCAUUCCAGAUAUGACCAGUCCACUCUAAGAAGACUAAAUAUUCCUAGAAAAUAAAGAAGCAAAUCUCUUUACCAGGACCUUCUCUCAAUUUUCAUGGCGGAAUGUCUCCCCCAACUGCCAUAUACAUUUUGUAUUAAUUUUAAUGAUUAAAAAGAGCAUAGGGUAAAAACCUGAUAUUUCACUUAUACUGCAUAACAAGCUACCAAACUGGACAUGGUGGAUAAAUCAUAAAACAAAUCACUUUACUUAUUAUUUACAUGACUUUUCUUUCCAUCAGGUCUUCUAAAUAGGACUGAGGUAUAGUACACUGGCAAAAAUAAGAAAAGGCAAACAAGAAUAGCACCAAAGUAACAGAUACCUAAAACCAAAUACCAUGUCAGAACACACUAUAUAGUAAGAAUUCAUCGGAUUAGAGCAGCAGGAGAAAGGUAAUACUAAAUUAUAAUCAUUUUAGUGAUAUUUUUCAACUUCACCACAGUAACUUUGCAACAUCAUUUUUCAUUUGUGGGGCAGUAAAAUUCAUGUCAAAAAGGAAAGAAGGAAUGGAGGAAGUCAGUUAGUUCAUUGCAAUAAAUUACUUCUUCAGUUCUUAAAAACAUGCCCACUGGCACAUAAUUGAGACAUAAUCACUAAGACUAGAAGAGACUUGGUUUAAGUUAUGAAGCAAAUUAAAAUGGAAAAGACAAGAAAACAGAACCAAUGAGGUUGAAAAUGCCCCUUACUGAAAAUCUGUAUUAAAAAUAAAAUUAAUAAAGUAAAAAAUAAAUAUAGAAACACAACUCUGCUAGUACAGACUAACCUGGGGAGUUUGAUGAACUGAGUGAUUGGGUCGACUGUCACUGUACUUCCAUAAUGAAUUUCUUCAGUCAUGUUAGAGUUGCACAUGAAUGUGAGCUCUAUAAGGACAGGUACUAUAUUUUCGUAAGCCCCAAAUAGUUACUGUACAUCCAAUAAGUAAAAAAUACUUUAGUUUGAUAACCAACAAAAUAUAUGAAGACUCCAUGUAAUUCAACCACAUGAUUGUUUGUUGUACAGUCCUUUGCAAAUAUUAAAACAUUUUUUUGCUAUAAGGCUUUGAUCAUACAGUUCUCAUAGCAACAUAACUACCAAAUAGCAUGUACCACAUUUUGCAAGCCUUUAAGUUCAACAAUCCAAACUGUCAAUUUGUAUUUUGUACAAAUGCAGUAUCCUUGAGGAAUAUAGUGUGCCAGUUAAAUAUCUAGAGACAUACAAACACCUGCUAAUUCAUCCCACUGAGAUGGGUCAUUCUGAUCUCCAUCAUCAACCCGCUUUUCAUCAUCUCCUGCUUCAUUCUCCUCAUAGUCUUUAUCAUGAGGGAUUCUGUAUCCUGUCUCUCAUCUAUACUUUCUUGCCUUCCUGGCUGUGAUUUAUUUGUACAGCCCACACAAAAACCAUAGGGUCAAGAUCCAUGUCUUACUCCAACACUGGCUGCUAACAUGAUCUUCUUACAUACCAUACAUUUGCAUUUUUAUCCUUCUUAUGCACCAAGAAAUGUUUUCUUUCAUGUUUUCUUCAAGUGUAAAAAAAUCACAGCUAAAUACUCAUGUAUGAAUAAGCAAGUGCCUUUUUAGUGUUGCAUUUGGCUGCAUAGCUACAAUGAUGGCAUUUUAACUUAUUCAUGAUUAGAGAUGAUGAUAUGGUUUGGAUAUUUGUUGUGCUCAAAUUUCAUACUGAAAUGUAAUCCCCAGUGUUGGAGAUGAGGCCUGCUAGGAGAUGUUUGGGUCAUGGGGGUGAACCCUCAUGGCUUGAUACUGUCCUCAUGAGAGUGUGAUAGUGAGUGAGUUCUCAAGAGAUCUGACUAUUUAAAAGUGUAUGGCACCUCCUCCCCGCCCUCACACUCUUUCUUGCCUCCUCUCUCACCAUGUGAGAUGCCUCCUCGCCGUUCACCUGCUGGCAUGAUUGUAAACUUCCUGAGGCCUCCCCAGAAGCCAAGCAGAUGCAAGCAUCAUGCUUCUGUAAAGCCUGCAGGACCAUGAUCCAAUUAAAUCUCUUUUCUUUAUAAAUUA